AUGAGAUAUAACUUUUCGCCUAGUCUAUGGAUACUAAUUUAUCUUAUCUUCCUUUGGCCUUACAAACGUUUCAACUGCAACGACAUCUGCAAAAACCCUGAUUUGCUCAACUAUGAGAAUGUCAUUAUUGAAAAUGACACAUAUCAUUAUUCUCUUCAUUAUAAGUAUUCAAUGAGGAUUCAACAUAAUCAACCUCAACCAGUUCCGAGUGAACGUUUUAAUAAUGAGAUAUUUGGCAGAAGCGACCGUAGUCCUCAAUUCUCGUUUAGUUUUUACGGUUAUCACGUAAAAGAAAUUUAUUUUCACGAACAUC
This is a messenger RNA of Schistosoma rodhaini, 313 nucleotides long. The record is from the annotation of a GenBank genome assembly. NCBI's taxonomy places the organism in Eukaryota, Metazoa, Platyhelminthes, Trematoda, Strigeidida, Schistosomatidae.